Messenger RNA from Vitrella brassicaformis, 4026 nucleotides. Lineage: Eukaryota; Vitrellaceae. The record is from the annotation of a GenBank genome assembly.
AAUGGGUUGGCGUGUUGUGCACCAACUAGCACUCCCUGAGUCGGUGUGAGUGCCCCGCGGAGGUCGGCCUCCUCGAUAGUAAGCCGCGGCUGACACAGAGGCCAUCGCUCAUUGGAUUCUGCUCGAGAAAUCUCGCCGGUAGGCAGCACAUAGAUGCCGAGAGCGAUGCACACACACACACACACCACUGUGCUCUUCUCGUCAGCCGUGUUUGCGUCGCGCCAUGGCAGCGGCGGCAGAGGUGAGGUCAAACACCGUACACACAGACGCAAUCAUGAUGUGCCACUGUCAAUGAUUCAUUUCUUUGCUUCAUUCGUCAGGCGAUUGGACGCUCUGCGCCGUGCCGUUACCGGGAGGGCAGUCGCGUGCAGAUGGUGACCAGCAAGCGGGAGAAGGGCAAGCAGAGGUGGGUCAAGGCCGACGUGUAUCGCAUCGAGGAGGGCAGUGGAGGGACGGCGCUUCACUUGAGGGAGGUGCGCGGACUCCGGGAGGAGUUCAAAGUGCUGGUGCCGCACAACGAGACCACGGCGCUGACAGACACGAAUCAAAUGGCACCCGUGGUGGGCAAACACACCUCAACAGAAAGGUCCCUGGACCACUGUGUGAUGUCUGUCUGUGGUGUUUGGAUGUGUGAUCUGUCUGUGUGCAGGUGUGGGAUGUUAGCAAGAAGGUACAAACAGCCACUCUCAUGUCUAUCUCCCUUGGUCUUGUCUUUGGUGUAGGUUCCUGCACGCUUCAGCGAGGACCUUCUGGCGUCGCUCUUCAGCUACUUGGCCCCUCGCGAGCUGUCGGCCAUCUUCCCUCCCCCUCGCAUCACCGACUCCCUCAUGGCGUCGUCUUCCACCCUGCCGUCGACCAGUGGCGGUGCGCUGUCUGCGGGCGCCGCCUUCGGACCCAUCAAGGACGAGACCACAGCUGUGGCGGGUGUGCCAUCGGGAUCAUCUCUGUUUGGCGGCUUAUCUCUGACCGGCACUACAACGGGAGAAGGGGGCUCGUCGCUGUUCACAUUUGGCGCAGCCACAUCCACACCCAAGCCACGGUUCCGCGCCAAGCCGGUGAAUGCCACCCCUUCACCCGACUUCGGCGGCAUCUUCGCGCCUGGCAGUGCCAAAGCACCAUCUGCAGCACAGUCGACAACCGCACCCGCCAGCAAGCCAUUCGCAAUCGGCAAGGCAUCAACGAGGGGAGGCGGGGGCGACCCGUCUGGUGGUGGGGCAACAUCGGGUGGUGGGGCAACAUGGACGGGCAGCGGCACUGGCAGAGGGACGGCUGGCACAUUCACCUUUGGCGGCGCUGGUGAGUGACGAGGGGGCAGCCACACAUGAAUGGAUCAACCGCAUGCUGCCUGUAUGUGUGUGUGGAUUCCGAUCAGGUGUGGCGUCGUCUCCAUUCAGUGGAGCGUCAUUCUCGACUCGGGGCAGUAUGCUUGGCGGUGCGGCCUUCGGGCAGCAACGACCCGGCGGCGCCGCACAGAGCAGCCCCUCCCCCAUCCACACGGCCGCCGUUCAGCAGCAGACACACGUCGCCAUCGACUGCAGCACCGGGGACGACCGCCAAUUCUGGGAGCGCAUGACGCCUGAGGAGACCUUCGAGCUCGGCAAAAGGCUCGUCAAUUUGACAGCCCUCAGCCUCGUGCAGCCGCAUAACGAGAGGUGGUGGUGUCUGGGCAGCAUGAUAAGCGUCGUGGAGGGCCAUGCGGCCGGGCGGCGCAAGGCGCGCGAGAAGGAGGGGCAGCACCACAUGGCGGAGGGCAGUCUGGAGACCAUCCACUUCACCACCACCACCACCAGCCCCAGCAGCACCAGCUCCCCGCCCUCCCUCCCUGCCCCCCUCACCGAGCCCCCGACCCUCCAUGCGCUCAGGGCCGUCACAGGAGUCGUCCAGCAGCACAGUGUGCUGGCCGAAAGGGAGUGGAAGAUGCCCGCACUCGAGUAUGUGGAUCAGGGCGGGUGGGAUGCCACCACGCUGGGCCAGUUCUUCAGCUCGUCGUCAUGCCUGAAACAAGUGCGGGGGCUUUGGCGGACCUGGGGCAAGUGGGGGGAUCUCUUUGAGCACAUUCCCGCCGCAUCCGCCGGCCAGCCAGGGCCGCUCAGACACCUCCAGAUCAUCGGAGGCAUCGAGCAUGAGCGUUAUCGGCGAACUUUAGAGCAGUACCGAGCAGAAAUCUCGCGGCUCCAGGUAGACAAUCAGCACAGACGAGAGGCCUCACCUGUGCGUGUGCACACACACACGAUUGGUGUCAUUCUCUCUUUGUUUCUUUCUAGGAUGUGCUCACGUCGUGUGGCUGCCAGAAGUCGCUGACGCGGUUCGACGUGCAGAUCCCACCAUUCGCGAAGUACGACGACCUUGCCGCCCUGCUGACUGUCGACGGCUUCGUCAGCACGUGCUGCGCGCCCGAUGUGCCGCUCACCGUGUCGAUUGAGGUGGGCAAGUUCGAGCUGUCCCUCUUCUACGCCGACGCAUUCCCCCAUCGCCCAUCCCCCUUCUUCAAGACGGCCAUCAAGGAGGCGGCGAAGCAAGCGAGAACGGUGUCCUACACCAUCAGCCACCACGACAUCACCCACCCCCUCAACAGCCCCAGCCAGGCGGCCAUCGAGAUCGCACAAAGCCUCUCAUUCGACAAGGUGGACCACGUGACGGUCUACAAUGCCCCCGGCCUCGCCCCUCCAGGCGCCCCCCCACCCAUCCCCACCAUCGUCACCCACCUGCAGCAGUUCCCAAGCGCAAGAGAGCUGGAUGUCUACAGCGGUCUGGUCGCCGCUGCGGGCCGGCUGCUGGCGCUGAAGAUGCCCAUGCAGGUGGGGCGUGUGGUGUUUGGCAUAGGUGUGAGCGGAGAGGACAGGCUCGGUGUGCUGGACGCGCUGGAGCAGAAGAGAGAGGUGCGCACUGUCGAUGUGGGUGCGUUAGAUCCGGUCAGUCUCACGCAGGGCGGCGCCUUUGACGGCUGGGGGUCGAAUCACCUGCCAUCGAUUCGCAACAUAGAACUGAACCUAUUAGGUAUGCCGGGAAUGCAGCGAUUGCAGGAAGGUGCUCGUCGAAUCAUCUUCUGUGUCCAUCCGCCUUGCCUGUGUGUCGUCAUUCAGCGCCCCGUGAGUUGGAGAAGGCUGCGGCUGUCGAGCUCCUUGGCCACGGCGUGACGUCUCUGCUCACCGCUGGCGUGCGGGGCCUGACGGGUGUGCGGCUGCGGCUGGUAGCGCGUGACGACAUUCUCACAGCGGUUCGUCAGCUGCUCCCUAACGGGACGCGAGUGGCCGACUUCACCAUCAACACGCGGGAUGAGUCUAUUUCUCGCAUUCUGGUGGAGGCAACUCGUCGCUCCUAAACGGUGAGAGGUCGAACUUUUAGACUUCGCUUCGCUUUGUCCGUGCACACGGGUGUGCGUGUUGGCGUGUGUGUGUGUGUGUUGUGUGGUCAGGCUGUCUGUCUGUCUGUCUGUCUGUCAGACAGCACCGUAGUGUAGCUGUGCGAGCAAGAUGGCGUACUCCUUUUUGAUGUGCUUAUGGAUCCCUGACUUCGGAAUCGUUCAAGACUCGAUCGCAUGCGCCUUGACGUUUAAGACUCCUUCAUUCGAAUUCACAUCAUCAACACUCCUUCAUUGAGAUGGCUUGAUUAGCUGAGAGAGAGUGGGGUUGUGGUGUGUUAACCAUCCAUUUGGUGCGGUGUUGGCGUGAUCAAUUGAAAAUUGUGAGAGUCAAGGGGUCUGCUGUGAUGGCUGUGGUGCGUGUGUGAAUGCUGCCUUUCCUACUUGGGGAACACACGCUGAACCAUCUCGACUGUCUACUUUCUGAGCCGUGCUUACACUCACACCUGCACACCUAACCUCACCUUAAUUAGCUGCCGCAUUCCUUCCGAUGGCCCUUUUGCCUUUGCACUUCGGCACCAUUGCCGCUGGCGAAGUACACCAAAGAGAGCCCCACUCACGAACUCACGCACUCUCUCACUGACUCACUCGAUCGUUUUCUUAGCAUCUCGCAUCCGCACAGUACUUAGUAAGUCACCUUCUCUGCCGCCAUCAGCACAGCUCGG